Melanotaenia boesemani (Boeseman's rainbowfish) is the source of this 1586-nucleotide messenger RNA. RefSeq lists its product as uncharacterized. Bases 600 to 998 code for a protein of 132 amino acids. The record is from RefSeq and is a predicted model, not a curated record. The transcript is spliced from 3 exons. NCBI's taxonomy places the organism in Eukaryota, Metazoa, Chordata, Actinopteri, Atheriniformes, Melanotaeniidae.
AUCACCAUCCUAUUUAACGCCUGGGCUUUUAACACAUUGUGAUUGAGCUAUUAUUAGAAACAAUGGAUUAUCAAUUAGGAUUUAAUCCUGAUUGAUGUGCUUGUCCCAGCUGGAAAAGAACUCACUCAGUGCUUUGUUGGUUGUUUUCAUCUCUGUGAUGACAGAAGGUGGUUCUAGCUUUUCUUUUCUUUAGAAGAUGACAUGAGAGAGAAGAAGUUUUUUUUUUUUUUUCUAACCAGAUAUUUUUCAGCAGCUUGUCCUUUUCAGGACGUGAGGAGACCAUUGAAGAAGACAUUCAUUUAUUUAGCUCCUUCACUCAAUCAUCCUCUCCCUCAACUCUUUGCCUGACUGGCUGCUGAGCUGACUGACUGCCUGGUUGGCUCCCUCUCUCACUGGAGUCUCGCUAUCGGUUCACUCAAACAGUGCGCGAGCUACGCUGAGGCAGAGGUGGAGAGACAGUUGGGCUACUCAGGGUUUGGAAAGCAGAAGCUCUAUGAAAUUUCUCUUUGUGUUUGGUUUGGUGGAAUAUUAAAUGUGAGAAAAGGAAAUCUCUGCCUCCACCAGCACAGACCACUGACCACCACUCCUGUGCUGCAUCCAUGACUUUGCAUAACUGGUUUGUGUACGGAUUUGGAUUUAUCUUGGUUUGGAUGCUCUGCUUGACAAAAGUCCACGGCCUGCAGUGUUAUGGCUGCAACAUUAUCCAGGGCCAGAGGUAUGUGGACGUGGGCUGCUCCAACCCAGAAGUCAUCACCUGCACCCACUCACACAAGGGCUUCAAACACAGAUUCUGCAUCAAGACGGAGAGCACGGCCCUGGGAAUCGUCUUGACCAGUGGCUGUGCUACAUCAAGACACUGCCAGCAACAAGAGCUGCCAGGGGUGCGAAUCCACUGCUGUGACUCUGACCUAUGUAACAGCACCCCCCUCUGGCAUCCAAGUACACUCCACUACAUCUGUGCACUACUCAGUGUCCUGCUGCUGAGGAUGUGGUUGUGAUCUGCUCAAAAAUGAAGUAGAUGAACUCUUCUCAUAGCUGCUUGUGUUAUCAGCUGAAUGAGUGUGUAACUCAGUGUGGUGUUACUGGUAUGCACCAUGAAAUAGGUUUUGUCACAAUGUUGGCUUGGGACAAACGAUCACAGCAAUGGCAAAAUAACACUGUGAACAUGUUUGAGCAAAUAAUUCUGCAGCAUCGUACAGUCAUCAGUAAAUUUUUUGUGCACAUCCACUUACUCAAAUGUAGCUUCGGGUAUGGAAAAUUGUGAAACAUUUGUGUGGGAUUUAACCUGUUAGUUAAAUAUAAACACCUUGUAUGAAGUAAAGCAUAAAUAUGCUGACUUCAGCUUUCUAAAAUCUCAGAUCCACUUGAACAGGAAGACAUACAUUCCUUUCUGUGUCAAGGAGUUUGCUAUCUUUUUCAAGCUCAAAUAUGUGUUGGAUAUGUUCUUCUAAAGUCACAGAUUGUUCACUUUUAAGAGUAAGAAAUAUGUUUUCAGUUUGUUGGCGGGGGCCACAGGCCAAAUUUGGGAGAACACACUGCAUGUAAUUUAACCCUAUGGAAUAUUGUUCAGUGAAAGCAUGUAAUGU